UACCCCUGGUUCCUUGUCAGCUCCACCUUUCAAUGUCCUUGUCCAAUUCCAUUGUACUCUUGAAUAAAAGACAGUUACCCCUGUGAAGUGUGAACUUCAAAUUGCACUGCACUCAACAUGAAGGAUUAACCCCUCCAUGAGAAUUGAGAUAGGUAGCGUUCAUCAGAUAAAGAUGGGGAACUGUCAAGCAGCGGAGGCAGCAACGGUUGUGAUUGAGCACCCGGGAAAUAAGAUCCAGAGGAUCUACUGGUCGGUUAGUGUUGACCAGAUCAUGAAGUCCAACCCUGGUCAUUACGUGGCUCUUGUUAUUUCCUCACCCAAUGCCACGCCCUUGAAGCAACUCAAGCUUCUUCGCCCCCACCAUACUUUGCACAUUGGCCACGUUUACCGCUUGAUCACUUUUCAAGAUGUCAUGAACCAGUUUGCUACCAAGAGAUGUGCUAAACUCGGUAAGUUGCUCAAGGAGAUUCAGACCAAGCACAAACACUCUCUACGUCCCAAUCCUAGUACCGAUAAGGUUGAACAGGAGGUUAACAAAAUGGGAAGCUAUGGCGGCGAGAGCAAAAAUAACAAAGGCAGCGGAAGGCAUUUUGGUGGCCAAUGGAGGCCGGCUUUACAGAGCAUUUCGGAAAUUGGAACUUGAACACACUUGCAUUGCAUUCUCAUGACUUCAACAAACGCCAACCUUCCUACAUAUUCUUCACGCUUUCCAUUAUCCUAUCCUUGAUGAUUACUUGUGUAGUUGUGUUAUAUUUCUAUGCAUAGCACUCUCUUUGGAGUUUGGAAGGACAUGUAUAAAUUGAGUAACGCGGUAUCUUUUUACAA
Molecule: messenger RNA, 825 nt
Organism: Cajanus cajan (pigeon pea)
Lineage: Eukaryota; Viridiplantae; Streptophyta; Magnoliopsida; Fabales; Fabaceae
Source: RefSeq, a predicted model, not a curated record